Messenger RNA from Lethenteron reissneri (Far Eastern brook lamprey), 2696 nucleotides. RefSeq names its product dynein axonemal intermediate chain 2-like. NCBI's taxonomy places the organism in Eukaryota, Metazoa, Chordata, Hyperoartia, Petromyzontiformes, Petromyzontidae. The record is from RefSeq and is a predicted model, not a curated record. Gene Ontology annotation, molecular function: dynein light chain binding; dynein heavy chain binding. Gene Ontology annotation, biological process: cilium movement; outer dynein arm assembly. Gene Ontology annotation, cellular component: outer dynein arm.
CCCCGCCCCCCCCCGCCUCGUCGCCAUGGAGACGCCGAGGACGCGGACGAGGCGACUUGGUGAGGCGACUCGGCCGGGGAGGACGACCGCCGGUCAACCAGGUUGUUAGAAACAGAAGCGGAAACGUGGUAGUGUCUGGGUGCCGCCUAUCAGGCCGGCCUGACACAACGAGUGGAGAUGGAGAUUGUGUACGUGUACACCAAGAAGCGCAAUGAGUUUGGACGCCAAUGCAACUUCUCUGACCGCCCGGCCGAGCUGCACGUUGACAUAUUGCCCGAUCCGAGCCUGGCCGCCGACUACAUUUCUCGCAACCCGUGUGACAUCGGAGUGCAGUGCGUACAGGAGAUGUCCGAGCACGAGGUGAACACGGAACGCUUUGACACAGAAAGUAAAGGUGUAAACCAUGUGGAAGGUGGCUGGCCAAAAGAUGUCAAUCCGCAGGAAGCAGAGCAGACCAUUCGCUACCGCAAGAAAGUGGAGAAGGAUGAAAAUUACGUGAACAUCAUCACACACUUGGGCACUAUGAUGGAGCACUGUGUGAAGCAGAAUAAUGCCAUCAAUAUCUACCAGGAGUACUUUGAGGCUGAGUCUGUGGAGGUGGAGGAGGAGCAGCCUUCUGCUAAAACAAUCAACGUUUUUCAAGAUCCAAAUGAGCUGAAACGAACAGCCACACACCUGUCAUGGCACCCCGAUGCAGGACGUAAGCUGGCAGUGGCUUACUCCUGUCUGGAAUUCCAAGGGGCCACGUCGGGCACAAGCUCCGACUCCUACAUUUGGGACAUAGAAACCCCCAAUAAGCCGGAACUCACUCUGAAGCCAGCAUCUCCCCUCGUGUGCCUGGAGUACAACCCGAAGGACUCACACAUCCUCGUGGCUGGCUCAUACAAUGGCCAGAUUGCCUAUUGGGACACACGCAAGGGCUGUCAGCCCGUGGAGACCACGGCCAUCGAGCACAGCCACCGGGACCCCGUCUACAAGGUCAUCUGGCAGCAGUCCAAGACCGGCACCGAGUUCUUCUCGUGCUCCACCGACGGGCAGGUGCUGUGGUGGGACGUGCGCAGGAUGACGGAGCCCAUGGAACGCCUCGCGCUCGACCCUGCCAAGAAAGGGGAUUUAGACAACGCAAUGGGAGCCACCUGUCUGGAGUUUGAGCCCACCAUGCCCACCAAGUUCAUGGUGGGGACAGAGCAGGGGAUGGUGGUGUCCUGCAACCGCAAAGCCAAGACCCCGGCGGAGAAAAUCGUGGGCACCUACAGCGGCCAUCACGGUCCUGUCUACGCCCUGCAGCGACAUCCGUUUUUUCCCAAAAACUUCCUGACCAUUGGAGACUGGACCGCUCGCAUCUGGUCAGAAGAAAUCCGUGACUCGUCCAUCAUGUGGACAAAGUACCACAUGUCGUACCUGACCGACGGCUCUUGGAGUCCGGUGCGCCCGGCCGUCUUCUUUACCACCAAGAUGGAUGGCUCGCUCGACGUGUGGGACCUGCUGUUCAAGCAGAACAAUGCGACUCUCACUCUGCAGGUGAGCGAUGAGCCCCUGCACAGCCUGCGGAUUCAGGACAAUGGGCGGUUUUUGGCGUGUGGGUCCCAGAACGGCACAGCGACGCUCCUGGAGCUCUCCUCCGGUCUCUCGUCACUGCAGCGCAAUGAGAAGGCUCUCAUCACUGCAAUGUUCGAGCGGGAGACAAAGCGAGAGAAGAUCCUGGAGGCGCGACACCGGGAGAUGCGUUUGAAGGAGAGGGGCCGCUCGGAGCAGGGACGUGACGAGGAAGGGCGCGAGAGCCAGGCCGAGGAGUCUCGCCACGACCUGGUGGCGCGGGCCGAGCGCGACUUCUACCAGGCGAUCGAGGAGGAGCGCAGCCGCCACGCGGCUAAGGAGAGCCGCCGGCACGGCGACGACGAGCAGGAAAAGGGAGCUCUGGAGGAGGAGGAGUACGAAGGAAAAAAAGUGCGAGUGAAGCCGCCGCCGUCUGUCUGCAGGAUUAGCCAGGAACUGGCUGCACCGAGCGUGGAGCCACGAUCGGCAGCGCGAGACGCGGGCUCUGCACCACCGGUCUCAUCGACGGGGAUAGCCUCGUGCACUCCAUCCUGGAGUUUAUAGCGGCUGUUCGAGUUUCAACUUGGUAAUACGCAAGACAUACUAUGGGAAUGAAGCCUGUACUAUGUCUUCUAAGACAAGUGUGUCUAUGUUCGAGUUGUACUAUGUAAGCCAAGUUUGCCUAUGUUCAGGCUGCUUUCAUUCAACUCGGCUUCUUUUGCACUCUACUGUCUUUAUCCAUUCAUGUCGAUUCACCUUGUGCCUCUUUUGGCUGUUUUUUCAUUAAAGUGAUCGCCUGCUUAAAAUAGGCAUUGCUCAUCUCCUGUUACAACCCUAAGCCAGUGGUGGAAAUUCCACGUUCCCAUGGCAGAGGUGACUCCCUCCAUUGUACAACCACUGUUGACAUCACCACAAAGGGGUCAUUCAUUUUGAGUGACCCUGAAGGGAUGAUGGGCCGAGUUAUCCCCCAGCCAGACUGAAAUUGGAAGCAGCUCAACCAACCACUGACCCCACUGCUGGGUCACCUGGCAUGGAUAUUUCCCUUCGGGUUCAUUAUAUUCCAGUUCACUCUUUUGUCUCCUGUAUUAUCUGCUGUCCAUUUGAUGAUUCCUGUCUGAUGUAUUAUAGCAGUUCUGCAAAUAAACACAGAAUAAAAAUUG